AUGGCGUCUGAUCUGUUUACCAAAUUUGGAAGUGGCAACAGAGCGCUAUUUAUCACUGGUAGCUAUAGUAACCGCUUUAGGAACAGUCCUCAGAGGAAAGAAGUCAAAAUGGCUGCGAGUAAAACAGCUUCGAGUUUCCACAGUAUGCCGCAUAGAAACGGCACUUAUGUGGCCAGCCAUGGAGGUAAUUCUCCUGCAGAUGUUACCCCAGACCUACAUCUUAAGAUGUCGAAGAAGAUCGCUCAACUUACUAAAGUUAUUUACGCGCUCAACACCAAAAAUGACGAACACGAAAAUGUUUUGGAAAACAUGAAAACGGCCCAUGAAGAAGAGAUGCAGAAGCUUAUGGCGGAAACGAAAGAAAGGGUUAACUAUUUUAAAACCAGGUUAAAUGCUGUUUCUGAACAAAGACAGAAGAUCGACAUGUUAGAGUCGCAUUUGUCGAAGGAACGGCUCCAGCGAGAAGAGGCGAUGUCGGAAUUUGAGAGUUUCAAGCGCCGAACAAAUGAUGAAGAAGCUCGUUUGAAAUCAGAGUUUUCUGAUAGGAUUUUGACCAUGUCCAAGGAAUUAUUAACUUCUAAAAAGGAGUUCGAAGAACGCCUGAAGGAUUUUCAGGCUACUAGGAAACUGUUAGAGGAAAAUAGAGACAAAGCUGUGGAGGAGUUGACAAGCAAACAUCACGACGAGAUCGACCAGCUCAUGAAAGCUCAUCGUGUGCGCUACGAUGAAGUUGUGAAGGAAAAACAGAAACUUGAAAAAGAAUUUCAGGAAAAGCUUUCUCGGGUAGAAACUUCUAGCGAUGCUGUGGCGGAGGAAAGACAUAGAAUUGAAUCUGAGUAUCAAGAAAAAUUGGACAAACUGAAAGCAUUUUACGAAAAAGAAUUGGCUGCUUCGCGAACUUUGCAAGAAAAUUCCAAAGAAUUGCAAUUGAAAGAGUGGGAAAAAAGAGAGAAGGCUCUUAAAACCGAAUGGAAUAGACAAGAACGAAUCUUUAAGGACAGGAUUUCAGAGUUACUAAAUCAAUUAAGUGACGGAGAGCAACAUAUGUCCAUUUUGAAAACGCAACUAAACGAACUGGAAUCCAAACUCGAAGGUAAAGAAGGAGAUUCAACAAACUUAGCGAAACAACUCGAGGAAGCGAGGCAAGAGGGAUCCAAAGCCCUGAAGAGUUUAAGGGAGACGGAAAGUGACUUAACUGUGUCGAAAAAACGGUGUGAGGAGCAAGAGGCCGAGAUCGCUCGUCAAUCGAGUAAGUACCGUAGUUCACAUAUAACAUUCAUUACUUCAAGGGUUUCUUACGAACCAACAUUAUGACCAGCUCCCAGUUUGGCUCUUUAGCUCAGUUUGUAGAGCACUCCACCGGUAUCGCAGAGGUCAUAGACUCAAAUACCGUACAAGCCUGAAUUUUUUUUUAGACCUUAAUUUUACUACUGCUUAAGUUGUGUUCGUUACUGCGAAGAUCGCUAUCAUAUCCAUUUCUUAAACCGCAAUUCACAAGUAUGAUUUUCAUAUGAUUUCACAGUAAAGUAAAGUGAUUUUGUAUGUUUAUAAUACAAACAAAAUUUCGUUUUAUGUGAUUAUAGAAUUAUUUAAUGUUCUUUGUUGAAAUUAAUCGGUUUUACAGCGUUCCUUCUGUAAUUUUUAUUCUUUUGAUAUUAUUUUCAGGUAAUAUUAUUCCCUAUUGAUUAUUUUUCGGAAAUCAAGUUUGAUCAUUGAUCGAAUAUUUAGUUUUCCUGUGAAGAAUUAAUUUAUUUGUUUUGUUAACAAGUGAUUCAUUAUGGAAAGUGUGUAUAAUGUUAUUCAAUACAAUACUAGGACAGGUGGACAUAUUCAAACUCAAAAAGCUACACAAUGGGGUACUUUUGUGACAUUUAUUUUUAUUCAUGUACUUAUUAUCUUGUGGGAAAAACUUUUUAGCAGCCACACGUUAGGUUUUUCCAUGAAACAUUUAAUAUCUAUUGGGGAGUUUUGAUCUUUGUCUGGCUCUCCUGUUGAAAACUUUUUAUUAAAUCUCUAAGUUAGUGUGUUCACUAUGAUUGGUCAGUUCAUCAGGCUAUGUUUUACCGUAUGACCUGCUAGAUUCAAAAGUUUGUUUGAACUGAAAACUUCCUGAUCUCUUUGAAUCCAGAGAUAUCAAAUAAUUAAUUUACUAACCUUGUUUUCUAUGUCAAACCUUAAACUCAGUUAGUAUUAAAAGUACACUGUAUUUACAGGCUCUACAUUCAAUCCAUGAAUGGACUUUAAAAGUCUUUAGUGGAGGAUGCUUGAGAAAUAUUUCCUUGAGUUUCAUAAUUUUUCCAUGACACAAUGUUAGUGGUUAAACUAUUUUUUUUAUUUCUAUGAAACAGAUGGUUACAAAUCUGCAUCUAUAGAUAUUGCCAUUGCUGGUUUAAAAGUAGCAAACUGUGAGUUCAAUCAUCUGGCUGCAUUCCACUUGCAACUCACUCACUUAUCACCAAAAAACUUUUCAUCAUUUAUCACCAAAUUCCACUUGCAAGUCAAUCACUUGUCACUUAUUCAUGUUAUAUAUUAACCCCUUUGCACCCUUACAUCAAUAUGCAUAUUCUCCAUACUGUUCUCUAUACAUCUCUGAAGGUGCUGACAAUGGGAAUUUGUGUAAGAAUCAAGAGUUUUUUAUUUAGUGAUCAUUUUCUUUAUUCCUGUGAGCUUAAUGUGUGAUUCAGGGGUGAUAUUGUAAGGAGAAAUAGAUGUUAGUCACUCCUAAGGGUCAAAAGGUUAGAUGUUAAGGAAUUAUUCUAUGUUAACAUAUGAAAAUUGUUUGAAACAGUGCAAAUCAGCAAACUUGAUGCAACCAAGUUGUCUCAGGAAACGACGAUCAAGGAACUGAAAGCAAAUAUUACAAGCCUACAAAGUAAGCUGAAUAAGAUGGAGUCUGAACAUGAUGAUCUUGGAAAGAAGUUCAGUUCACACACAAUGCAAACUGACUCAAAGAUCAAGCAUCUUCAACAGGUUCGGUUACACUUUCCAUUCUUUCUGUAUUGUUUAUGGCCUUGCAUAGCUCCGAACAGAUUAAAAAGCUCUCACACUUCUAUUCACAGAGAAAAGUGAAAUAAAAAUUAAAAAAUUAAGUAAUCCACAGCUAAUGCUUGGUCAUUCUUGAACAUGCUGUGUUUGUCAUAAAACUAUCAAGCUGUCAUAACAAAGACAUAGUUAAAACGAAGUUAAGUUGACCAUGUAUGCCGUUAGAUAAUUAUAAGUAUCAGCUUGAUGAUCCCAAUUUUUAAAAAAAUUGGUUACAAGUAAUUUGUUAUUUAUAAAGAGUUUAAAAACAAUCACUGUAGGGGGUUUGCAGCCACUUUCUGUUUUGCAAUACUUACAGAAAAUCAAUGAAUUAACAUUUUUAAGCCAUACAGCUUGACAUAAUUACCACAAGUUGUUUGACUCAAGAUGUUGUAACUAUUAAGGUACUGUUAUGGUAGAGUUGCAUUAUUUUGUAAAUUGAUUCUAAAUGGCACUUCCUGUAUUUUCAAAUGACAACAAUCAUGCAUAGACCUAUUUCUUGCCCUCAACCAUAGCUUAAGACUACUACACUCGCAGCUAUCAGAAGAAAUCCCUUACUUUGAUAACUUUGAAUGAAAUCAAGAUUUUAAGAACAAUUGCAAAAGCUGACAAAGUUGCCAGAUGCGUGGAAAGUAUUGCAAGACCAGUGAUUCAAUUAUCCUAUUUACCUGUGUAUAGCACACACUUUUUCAUAAAAAUAAACAUAAUUGCUACCCCUAUCUUUAUUCACAUAUUCUUGAAUUCAGAUAUUUAAGAAAAUGAACGACAUGUUUUCAGAAUUCAAUUACUUUUUAAUGCCUUUAAGUUUGUAAUUUAUCAUUUGGUUGAAUUUGUUUUGUACAGGAAAUUGAGAAACUUUUAAGGGAGAAGGAAGACUUGGAAUCAAAAUACAAUGCUGAAUUAAAAAGAGCCGGUGAACAAUCUACUAACAAGGAGUUGUCACUGAGAAAAGAACUUGAAGAUGUCACAGCAAAGUUAAAGAGAGAUCAUAGCAAAGAACUUGAGGAUAUGAAGACAAAACUUGGUAUCGAUCAUAAUAACCACGUAAUGAAUUUACAGCAAGAAUUUCAAGAUAACUUGUCUCAGAAGGAGAGAAAACUUUUGGAGAAUUCGGAGCAAGAACUUGAGAGGUUACGGAUAGAGAAAAAUGAGGUUAUUGCUGAGUUUGAGAAUCACUGCAGUGACUUGAAAAAUAAGUUGAGGUCGUCUGAAGAUGAAGUUGAGAGAUUGGAGAAGCUGGUUCAUGAUAGUGAAAAAGGACUGGGAUCUGCAUCAUCGCAUAUUGACAGCUUGAAAACAGCCCUUAGUCAGACUAAGGAGGAAUUACAAAAGACAAAGACUGACUUGCAAGAGGCUGAAAACAAGUAUGCAAAGUCAAUGGUAAGAUCUCUCUUGCUUGUGAAAAGUAAAACACCCAUAAAAAUCAUGUUGACUCAUCAGUAUUGUCAGUUGCUGUCAUUGAUGAUUCAUUAAUAAAAGUCUUACUGGCCUUCUGUCAUAAUUAUAGCUUGUAUUAGGUCUCUUUGAAGGAAUUUUGCACCAUAGAAUUAUUGCAUGGCAAUCAAUGUCCAAUAACACUAAAUAAAAUACAUGAACACUUCUCUGAAAAAAGCCAGGUCCACACAGCUGUUAGGGCCAACAUGAGGAACUUAUACAUAUGUCUUUUUUUUAAUGUUUUGUCUAAACAAAGCAAUAACAGGUUAGGAAGAUACCUCCUUUAAGAGACUUUGAAGGAACCCUUGUAUUUGCUAGUGGAUGUGUUGUACACUGUUGUUAGUGGACAUAAAUCUUAAUAAUUUUAAGCUAGUUUAAUCUGCAUUUUUUGUAGUUCCAUGUAAAUUGCCAAAGCUCAAAAAUAGAGAAAACAACAAAUUAAUCAAGAUUAAUAUUGUUUUACCUGUAAUUCCAUCUUAACUUACAACAGAUAUCUUGAGAAUAUCAUUGAUUGUACUUCUUGGUAGAUAUUCUUGUCUUGAAAAUGUCUCAUGAUAAUUAAAAAUAAAAACUCUAAUUUUAAUCAGGAUGAGAUGUACAAGCUAGAAAUGCUCCAUGACAAGGCUCUAAAGGAUGCAAAAUUAGACUCAGACGCCCGACUAGCGUCACUUACCAAUGAGUUGGACACUAAAUGGAGUGAAAAAUUAAGGUAAGUAUUUUGGGUUGACUCAGAGAGAGUAGUUGAUGCACUAAAUAUCACUGUCAUAUCAAACAUGCUUUGAAAGCACUUGUGAAUCAGUAAAUGACACAAGUAAAAUUCCAAUUGUGUAUUAACCUUGUGGGAAUGUUGUUGAGUGAGUAAUUUUUUUUUUCCAAAGAACAGAAUACAGGUACAGUACAACUCAGAAAUAAGCAGCCACAAAAAUGAGCAGUAAAUUUUCAGCAUAUAAUUUAUUUCCUGGUAACUUUCAGGGAUGAAUGCAGUAAACUGCGCUCACAGCUGAAUGAACAGCACAGAGAGGAAAAUCGUGUGUCACUGGAGCAACUAACAAAGAUAAAAGAUUUGCAGAGAGAAGAACUGAAAGGAGAGCUGCAAAGUAAAAUUGAUGCUUUAAAAAAGACUGUAAGUACACAGACAGUAUCAUCAAAUGAAUGUAUUUAUGCUUUAAGGCAACCUUUCUGUAGAUUAAGUCAUGAACUCCUUCACCCUUUAGAGUGACUAAAUUCUUAUUUCUCCUUACAAUAUCUUGUCUGAAUCACACAUAAAGGACACAAGAAUAAAGGAAAUGAAGACCAACUAAAGAAGCUCUCGAUUGUUAAACAAAUUCUCCUUGUCAGCAUCUUUAGAAAUGUAUAAUGAACAGUACUGAGAAUAUACAUACUGAUAUUAGUUUCAAAUGCCUUAGAAUGAGCAUAUUUCAGACAAUUUCUAUACUGAGUUUAGAGAACACAUUUGAAUAUUCAAUAGAUUUUGAUCUCAACUUUUUAAUCAAAACUGGAUGAAUUUUAAAACCAACUUGAUUUUGGUUCUUUGUAAACAGGUUGCGCAUCUUGCAAUUGCUAAGAAAUGCAUUCUUGAACACUCCAAGAAGUUUGUUAGUACCACUGUCUUGACAUAUUAGAAACUUGCACUGUGAUAUUUGAUAUGAUUAUGUAAUUUUCAAUAUAACACCUUUCUUACUGUUACAGUAAAGGGUUGUAUGAUUUGUCACAUAAUAAUGUUUAUCACAGACUAUAACUUGAUGUGAGGUGAUUGUAUAGUCUGAGCCAUUUUGUUUGCAAAAAUUGACUACUUACCUUUAAACACCUCAGUCUAUAUUUAAAUAAUUCCACUCGACACUUCGGGUUAAAAUUCCCCACCACAGUCCAUACCCCCCAGGGCGAAGAUGACAGUCCAGUGCCUGUGGAUUGCCUGAAGGAAUGUUGAAGCCUGGAAUUGAUUGAUGCUUAAUGGCUAUUGUUUUGACAACCUUAAUGGAAGUUGUGGUCAGUGUCUUACUUGGCUUUGAUGACAAUAUCCAUCGAGGUUGUCAAAGUGUCAGUCACUGCUAUCAUCAGUUCUUAACAGUCUCUUACCUGGACAGUCAACUGUUACCUCUGGAUUUUAACCAUCUACUGAAAUUUUUUUAAGUGUCAAUGAGUACAUUUUAUUUAACAAUUCUGACUGAGCUCACUGUGCCUAAACUUAAUAAGCUUUCUCCUCUUUUAGAUCGCUGAAACUCGAGGUGAUUUGGAAAAGGCAAACCGGAAUGCUAAGACAGCUGAGCUUGACCUUCGCAAAGAACUUGACUUACAGAGGAAACGCAUGGAGGAAGAAAUAUCUGCCUUGUCUCUACAACACAACAAAAGGCUGGAAGAGUUGAUAGAAAAACACAAGGAAGAGCUUAAGAAGCUGGAAGGUCUCAAAGAUGAAGAAAUAAAGGUAUAUGCUGGAUUAUUUCAGGCUUUUUAAUUAAUAGGUGAAUGUUCACACAGUGUUUGGUAUCAGGUUUGAAGUUUGCAGCAAUAUGUAUCAAUCUCUAAUUACCUAAGUAUAAGUUGAGUAACUUUUUUUCUGCAAGAAAACAUGACAAGUGGCUGAUUUGUCCUCUUUUUCAAGGUACUAAUUUCUAACAUGUGAAUGCUAGUCGUGAAUUUUUCUUUCACAUUUUCUCUCAGGAAUGUGAGAGUGCCCUACAGAAGAGUCACAGAGAUGAGAUCACAUCUCAACUGCAGGCAAAUAAACUCAUGAUAGAUGCCAUCAAAUCCCAAGCUGAGCAAGAACGUAUGAAAGACAUCGAAGAAAUAAAAAUCAAUCAUGAAAAUGAUCAAGGUUAGACUUUUAUGAAAGGUUUUCAUACAGCAUCAGUUGUUGCAAGCCAUAAAUAGUAUUGUGUUUUUUCCCUUUUUUUGUUAAUCCUUUAACUCCCAGAUCAAAUAUGUAAUUCUCCUUACUGUCAACCAUACAAUUGUUAUAAUGUUAGUUCAGAGAAUUUAGUAUUGGAUCAAAUAAUUAUUCCCUAAUUGAUAUUUUUCUUUAUACUCAUCACUUGUCUGCUUGAUAUUGUAUUGAUAUUGUAAGGAGAAAUUGUUUCUUGGUCACUCAUGGGAGUUAAAGGGUUAACUAAAGUUAAACAUGUUUUUAAAAAGUUUUUUAAAGUGCACAUACCACCAUUUCCACAGGACAAUUCCAUUUUGCUGUUUAUAGUGAUUGCAUUGAGACUAAAAGCAACUCCAGCUUUGUUGUCAAAAUUGUUUAUUUUUCACACCAGCUUUAAAUGGUCAGAUUAUUUCAUUGUUGUAAAGGGGAAAUGGAAAUUAUGCUUUUUAUUCAUGCCUUGCAUGACUUGCUUGAAAAACAUCUUUUUUUGCAGUAACUGCAUAUUUUUUCCUUGUGAUGUUUUUACUUUUUCUUUUUCAAUCUCUUUUUGUCCUUUGUAAUUAGCGUUUCUUAUUUCUUUUUAUAGAAAAUAUGAGAAGUGAGCUUUUGCGUGUCCAACAGGAGGAAAUGCAAAGAUUGCAUAGAGAAUUUGAGGUUCAAUUAGCAGCUGUGAAACUCCAACUUCAGCGUACCAAUGAGAUGCACUCCAAGGAUGUAAGUUACCAACUGUAAUUCAAAAUAUUUGAGUUUCAAAAACUCUGUUCUCAUCAACAAAUGGAUCCACAGGUAGGCAUUUACUGCCUUUUCACCACUACCUUGAAUGAGUAAAUCUCACUUAUUACUAUAUCAUUUACAACUGUUACUGUUAGUAAUACUCUGAGUGACUUUUGGCCUUGAGAGGAAAGUUAAUUCUCAAUGUCUGCUCCUAAUUUGCCACUCAGGAAACUGAACAUCAGAAUCAGAUAGAAGAGCUAAGACGAGAGAUUGAAGAGAGAGAGUGCCAUCUCAAAGAACUGGAUGAGGAAAUCGGUGAGGUGAAAAGCAAUGUGGAACAACUUCAACGUGAACUGCAAGCCAAAGGGCAGGAGAUACUCAGUGUCAGACGGGAGGCUAAUUCACAAAUGAGGUUUGAAUAGUAUUGCAUUGUAUAGCAUAAUAAUCCAUAUUUUUACAGUAUAUUGUAUCUGCCUUAAGUAUCAAUGUUAAGGUUUUGUUUGUACUUUUUUUAUGAACACCCAUCAGAUGAAAUCCUAGUAAAAUCACUGCCUUAUAGUUUGUAUUUCUUUCAUAAUCUGGUUGUCAGUCAGGCAUUUAGAUUGGAGACGGAACUUUCUGCCAACCUACAGUAUUCAUAAUUCUGGUACUGGAUUGUAGACUUAGUUGUUUUUAGUCAUACUAUUUUCUUUCUUGUACACUUCCAAUUGAAAAUUGUGUAUCAUUACUAAACAUUUUACCUCUUUUUUUCAGAAAACGAGAAGAAGACCUUGCUAGAUCACAUCAGAAAGAGGUGGACUCCAUAGCAGCAGAUCAUCUGCGUGAGACUCAGUCCUUGCUUUCAGAGUUUAAUAGAUCCAAGGAACUCCUUUGUGACAAGAUUUCUGCUUUACAAUUAAUGUGAGUCUAUAGAGCUCCAUGAAGGUGCUCUAUCUCGAAAUUUUAACAUUCAUGUAACCCACUUCAAGGAAAUAAUACAAGGUAGUUCAAAAUUAAAUGCAAUUUUUUGUUGUCAACAGGCUGGAGGAGGCUGAAGAAAAAUUCAGGAGCCGACAGUCACGACCAGAAGACUUGGAAGUUAUUGAACAGCUUAAGAGGGCCCUUGCUGAACGGGAGCUGGAUAUGAAGAGACUUGUGGUCAGUUUGAAUAUUUCAUUUAGUUUUCAGCAUUUCCUUUGAUUUUUCUUUAACCAUUAUUUUUAAUUAGAAGGUCCUUGCUCCCUGAAGAACUACUAUGAUCCCUUUCACUAAAUGUAACUGGACUUGUAUCAGUUCGGUCAUCUUUUGCUUCAUGUGAAUGUCCAUCAGAUAUUUAGUCCCAAAGGUUAAAUUUUGAUCACAACUACUUCUCAGUUUUUAGUCAAGCUCAAAUGUGGAGCUCCAUUUUGCAUGUCCACUUAACCAUGUGCAUUCCCUUGCAUUGUACAUGUGAACAAUAUAGGGCCUGUUACCCAUGUGAAAAUUGCAGAUUUGUACACAGGGGUUGGCAAUCAAGUUGUAUUAUUUUACAAUACUUUUGUAUUAAUGCUGUCUCCUUAUUUGGGUUCAUAGGAUGAGAAGAGAUAUUUCCAAUUGGAACUUCUCAACAGGGAAACAAACUUCAACAAAGUUUUCAAAGCAGCACCAAAUAUUGGCAUCAUCAACCCACUGCAGGCCAAAACAAAACCAGGGAAAGAAGGGGCACGGCAAAGCAGUUCUCUCGUCAUGAGCUCGUCACGGCUAGAUCCUAUCCCUAACAUGCCUGUUCAUGAGAAAAGAAUUAAUAACAGUCGGCCUCUGCCUCCAACUCCACCAAAAGAACCCCCACCUCAUAGAAAGACAACCGUUUACUAAUAAAUUAAAAUACUAGAUUGUGUUCUGACUAGUUGCAUACAUUGAACCAAUAUUGGUAUACCUUUACCUCUUUGUCAUGUCAUGGAUUUUCUAAGACAAAGUACUCACACUUUUUAUGUCUUAAGCUGUAAAAAUACAGUAAUGGAGUAAUUAUUAAACAGCUUCUAAUAGGAGUGAGAUGCUUGUAUAUCUCAAAGUUGUUGCCUUGUUCUUACUAGCAGCCAUCAUUAGAAAAAAUUUGAUGAAUAUGUUUUCAACCUUGAUCAUUCCACUUAUAUUAAGUAUAGUGUACAGCAGAAUGUAAAUAUUAGAACUGUA
Messenger RNA from Pocillopora meandrina, 10180 nucleotides. Lineage: Eukaryota; Metazoa; Cnidaria; Anthozoa; Scleractinia; Pocilloporidae. The record is from the annotation of a GenBank genome assembly.